This is a messenger RNA of Lolium rigidum, 2843 nucleotides long. Its product is annotated as mannose/glucose-specific lectin-like. The record is from RefSeq and is a predicted model, not a curated record. Gene Ontology annotation, molecular function: ATP binding; protein kinase activity; carbohydrate binding. The transcript has 12 exons. Gene Ontology annotation, biological process: protein phosphorylation. Lineage: Eukaryota; Viridiplantae; Streptophyta; Magnoliopsida; Poales; Poaceae. The coding region runs from base 392 to 2731 and encodes 779 amino acids.
GCUUUGAUAUUUCUUCCCUUGUCAAUCAUAUAUAUCCGAGAAAACUUUGCUCCACUGUAGGCUUCUAGUGCGCGCGCGCUUUGCAAGCUCCACCGGGCACCUACCCUCUUGCAGCUUAUCAUCUCCCGAUCUUCGCCAACAGAACAAAGAAUCCUCCACACCGGUGUGGUGAGACUUCCCGUUUACCAUCUGCACGCCACGUAUAAUACCAUGAUUUGGAUUCUCCCUUACUAUUAGAGGUGGUUAAAAAACCGUCAGGGUGUGGUAUUCAACUAUCUAUGACGGUCUCCCAUGUCGCAUGAGGCAUACCUCCGCCAGUGUUAGUUCGAUGGAGAAGGCAUCAUGAAGCUAGAAGAUUUAUUAUAACUUGGAGAAAAUAAACCAUUCAAGCAUGAUACCAAGUGAUCUACCGUUCCUAUUUUUACAAGAUAUUACAAAUGGAUUUUCAUUGAGCCGACAACUUGGAAGAGGUAGCUAUGGAGAAGUGUUCAAGGGAGUGGAUAAGAACGGGAAAGAGAUUGCAGUAAAAAAGAUCUAUUCCAUUCCAGCUGAUGACGUGCAAUUUAAGAAUGAGUUAAGUAGCCUUAUGAAGGUCCGGCAUCAAAAUAUUGUACGGUUAGUUGGCUAUUGUUAUAAUGUGCGACAUACACAUGAGAAGUUUUGCCAGGAAAUUGUUCUAGCGGAAAACGUAGAUAGAGUUCUAUGCCUUGAAUAUUUGCCUGAGGGGAGCCUUGAUACGUUUCUCAGUGAAGAAUCUUGUGGCCACGACUGGCCCACACGUUACAAAAUAAUAAAGGGCAUAUGUGAGGGAUUAAAUUACCUCCACAGAGAGUCAAUUGUCCAUCUAGACUUGAAACCUGGUAAUGUACUGCUGGAUAAGAGGAUGAAUCCAAAAAUAGCCGAUUUUGGGUUAUCAAUAAUGCUCUCUGCAUCCACCCAUAUCACCGAACAAAAAAUAGGCACAGUUUUAUACAUGGCACCUGAGUACAGAUGGGGAGGGGAGAUCUCAAGCAAAUGUGACGUAUUCAGCCUGGGUGUAAUGAUCGUACAGAUAAUAGCAGGAAAGGAAGGCUACUCCAAACUUGGUGAAAUGUCAAUAGACUCUCAUUUUAUUGAGCUUGUACACAAGAAUUGGAGGAACAGGAUAGAGGCAGCACCUAUAUACGCUUCAAGGGAAGAAGACUGCCGGCAAGUGAAGAGAUGCAUCGAAUUAGCUUUAGACUGUGUGAAGGCUGACAAAGAUAAGAGACCCACUGUAAGAGAAAUUAUCAAUGAGCUAAAACAGGUGGAAACUAAAGGUUCAACAUCUCAUUGGGACCAGGCUAGGCUUGCCAAGAUUGGGAUGUGGGGAGGAGUUGGAGGGGGUCAUCGUGACAUUGAGGUAGCACCGAGCCGUCUGAAAAGCUUGAGACUAGGCAGUGGCGAGGUUAUCUACUCACUUGAGUUUUCAUACAAUGACCAUGACGGGAGAGAGCACACUGUUGGUCCAUGGGGCGGCCAUGGCCCUGAAGGUCAUGGAAAAAUUCGUGAUGUGAUUAACUUCCGCCCUUCAGAGUUUAUAACAGAAGUGUAUGGAACAAUCAACCCAUUUGGCCCGGCACCAGCCGGUGUUGUAAAAUCUCUUACUAUCACCACCAAUAUGGAGAGAUAUGGUCCUUUCGGAGAAGUAGAAGGAGCUCUAUUCAGGAUCCCAGUGCAGGAUAAUGGCAGCAUAGUUGGGUUCUUUGGGCGUGCAGGGUGGUACUUAGACGCAUUUGGCGUCUACGUGAACCCUAAACAAGAAACAUGUCAGUCUAGGCUUGCCAAGAUUGGGCCAUGGGGUGGAAAUGGAGGGCAGGUGCAUGACAUUGCCAUGGCACCUCACCAUCUCGAAAGUGUGACGAUUUGCAGUGGCACUAUAAUCGAUUCACUCAUGUUUACAUACCGUGACAAUGAUGGGCGGCAGCACACUGCAGGUCCAUGGGGGCGAUCUGAUUUGAGCGCACGAACUGAGACGAUCAAGCUUAGCGAUUCAGAAUAUCUGACAGGGGUCUAUGGAAGAACCGGUCCGUUUGCUCAUGGAUCAGGCGAUGUUGUGACAUCGCUUACUUUCGUCACUGAUGGACAUAGAAAAUUUGGACCUUUUGGAGAAGCCGGAGGAACUCCUUUCCAGAUUGAAAUGUGGGACAAGGGCAGCAUUGUUGGCUUCUUCGGCUGUGCGGGGUCGUAUCUUCAUGCAAUUGGUUUCUACGCGAUCCCAGAUCAAGAAGCAAUGCGAGAACAGCUGAUCUCAUCUCACGAGCCUGGAUAUACCAAGAUUGGGCCGUGGGGUGGCGUUGGAGGGAACUUACAGGACAUCUCCACCGACAAGGCACCACACCGUCUUGAAACUGUGACAAUCAGUUGCAGCUCCGUCGUCAACUCACUUUCUUUUUCGUACAUGGACUUCAACGGACAUAUGCACACUGUGGGUCCAUGGGGUAGUCCUCGUGGAAACAUUUAUACGAUUAAGUUCGAUCCUCUGGAGGUGCUGCAAGGAGUUCAUGGCACAGUUGGUCCAUUUUGUGAAUUACCGAACGUCAUAACCUCGCUUACAUUUGCCACGAAUCAUUGCCGUGCAUUUGGACCUUUCGGACAAGGAGGAGGAACUCCCUUCCAUGCCCCAGCAGAGAAAGAUGGCUGCAUCGUGGGCUUCUUUGGGCACGGAAGGUCAUGUGUUGAAUCAUUUGGGGUCCACGUGCAUAGAUACUGACUUGCGCUUCUUUGGCUAGACUUUAUGUCUAUAUUUUUUUUCCUAAAACAUGCAACAAAGUGUGUGUCAUUUGUAAUAGAAGUACUCCUCUGUACUAAAAUGAGUGUCUAAG